AUGGACACUUCAUUUAUUGGAAUAAUAAUUUCCUUUAUCGGUUCUUUUUUUGGAGCCCUCGGUGAUAAAUUCGUUCAUGAUAGUUAUAUAAAAGAAAAGAAUAUAAACACUGAGAUAUACAAAAAAAAACUGAUUUGGCUUCUGGGUAUUUUGUUAAGUGUUGUUAUAGAUCCUAUAUUUACCAUUAUUGCUUUAUAUUUUACUUCAGCUGCUUUAGUAACUCCUUUUGCUGGUGUACAUAUUUUAUGGAACUUAAUUAUAACAAAUGUAUCCUUAAAAAUAAAAACAAAGUUACAUCAAUAUAUGGGAAGUUUUUUUUUAAUAACUGGCAUAGCUUUAAUAAUUACUUUUUCUGAAAAAAAAGUAGAUAUACAUAAUAUGAAAGAUUUAAUAAAUUUGUAUAAACAAACAACAGUUAUUAUCUAUAUGAUUACAAUAUUUACAAUAAUUAUUAUUUUAUUAAUCAUGUGUAUUAUUCCUUUAUAUUUUCAAGAUAUAGCAAAUAUGAAAUAUCUCAAAAAAAUGAAUUUCCUAUAUUCCAAAAAAUUAAAUAUUAACAGACCAUCAUCAGCUCAUAUACCAGACAUUUCCUUCAUUCCAAAAAUAAAGCGAAGAACAAAAUCAAUGGACAAUAUUUUUAUUCGUAAUCACAUACUAAAUCAUCAUUAUAGUUUGACAUAUUCUUCUAAUGAUUUGAAAUGUAUCCACAGCAAUAAGCAGGAUCCAAAUAUUUGGAGCAAUUUUCUUAUACAUGAUGAUAAAAAUGAUGGCACUAUACAUCAUAAAAAUAAUACAUAUAAACAUUUACGUAAAUUAUUUCAAAAUGAUCACAGAAAAAAUUUACAAUCGCUCGUCAGAAAGAAUGCCGCACCUAUUAUUUAUAAAAUCGAAGACCAAAUAAGUAUCCUACCCAGACAUAAUAAUAAUAAAAAUAAUUAUUAUGAUGAUGAUAAUAAAAGUUGUAGUAGCAAAGCAGAAUGGUGUAUAUUACCUUUUAAUAAAAUCCUUAUUAUAAACAAUCAACAAAAAGAUACAGUACCUCCAAACUUGUUUACUAACCAUGAUACAUAUUCAAAAAAAACAAAAGUAUGUAAAGAUAACAUAUCUAAAUCAAAAGGUAGAAAAAAAAAAAAAAAAAAAAUUCCCAAAUGUUAUUCCAACAUUUUUAUCAACAAAAAAAAAAAUAAUAAAAGAAAUAUGCAAUCUAUGUAUGAACAGGAAUAUUCUAACACACCACCUAUUCUUAUGCCAAAGAAUACCAAUCUAAUAAGAAAAAAUAAAAUUUAUUUAACUCUUCAUAAAGAUAUACAUAAAAAUUCAAGAAAAAAAAAAACGAAAAAAAAAAGAUCUGUAGAUAAUUCUCCUCAAUCCUAUUUCAAUAAAUUGACUCGUGAAAAAAUUAUUAUCAAUAAUAAUAUAUAUGAUCACAACAUAUAUCCAUCAGCUAGCCAAAAAAAUCAUAUUCCUUUUUUAUUAUUAUCUCAAAAAAAUUGCACAUUUUUAAAUAAUCUUACAAAUAAUAAAAAUAUAAAAGACAUAAUAAAUAAAAGAAAUAAGGAAUUUUUUUUGUUUAAUAAUACAAAUGAUAAUAUUAAUAAAAAGGAUAAUGAAAUAAUUGAUAUUAUACAUGAAGAAAAUAUACUCAUUUUUGAAAAGAACAAUUUUAAUCACCUGAACGAUUCAUGUGAAAGUAUACAUGUUCAGGAAAAAGCUAUAAACGAAGUGGGAAAAAAAAAAAAAAAAAAAUCAAUCAACAAUAAAAUAAAUAUGGAAAACUUAAAUAUUGAUGAUAACAAUGAAAAUAAUGAUAAUAUGGUAGGCAUUGAAAAAUAUAGUGGAGAAGAAAAAAUAUAUAAACGUUACAUUUAUUACAACAGUAGUUAUAUUAAUAAUCACAUUAGUUGUUAUGGAAAGAAGGAGGCGAAAUUUCCUUUACUAGCCAAAAUUCCACAAAGACAUAAUACAUUAUCGAAUUUAGAAAAUGGUUUUAUUUCCAGUACUAUUAGUAGUAAUAGAGGAAUUAUUGAGAGUGUUAGUAGUAAUGAUGAAAGUAUAGGAAGUUAUAAAUUAAACAAUACCCAUAAUAAGAAUAAUAAUAAUAAUAAUAAUAAUAAUAAUAAUAGUAGUAGUAGUAGUAAUAGUUGUUGUAGUAAUAGUUGUUGUAGUAAUAGUUGUUGUAGUAAUAGUCGUUGUAGUAAUAGUUGUUGUAGUAAUAGUUGUUGUAAUAAUAGUUGUUGUAAUAAUAGUUGUUGUAAUAAUAGUUGUUGUAAUAGUUAUAAAUAUUAUAAUAAUUAUUAUUAUAAUUACAAAUAUGUUUAUAAGAUAUGUCAAAAUAAUAAUCAAAUACAAUAUUUAUCUCUUAUUACUGCAAUAUAUUUAGUACCAUCAAAAUAUAAAAGAAUAAAUACAAACACAAUUUAUUAUCGAAUUUUUUGUUGUACUUUAUGUGGAAUGUCAGGAGGAUUUGUUAAUAUAUUUUCUGAACAAAUAAUAAGUGUAUUACCAAAUGAAAAGUUUCAUAUGUUUGAAUAUUUCUUUUCAUAUAUUUUAAUAUUUUUAACAUUAUUUUGCUUAUCUAAUCAACUAAUUUUUUUAAAUGUAUCAUUAUCUCACUUUACUGUAACAUCCGUUAUACCUUUGAUUAUGUCCAAUAUAGUUUUCUUUAGUAGCUUAACAACUAUCAUUAUUCAAUUGAAGGAAUCCAAAAUUAAAACAUUAAAUGCCUUACUAUUUUCUUUAGGUGUUUUUCUUGUUAUUCUUGGAAUAUUAUAUAUGCAGUAUAAUAUAAAUAAAAUAUUAGGUAAAUAUUUAAAGAAAAAAAAAAGCAAAUGA
Messenger RNA from Plasmodium falciparum 3D7, 2832 nucleotides. Its product is annotated as putative magnesium transporter. The record is from RefSeq and is a predicted model, not a curated record. Gene Ontology annotation, cellular component: membrane. Lineage: Eukaryota; Apicomplexa; Aconoidasida; Haemosporida; Plasmodiidae. The transcript has a single exon. The coding region runs from base 1 to 2832 and encodes 943 amino acids. Gene Ontology annotation, biological process: magnesium ion transmembrane transport; magnesium ion transport. Gene Ontology annotation, molecular function: magnesium ion transmembrane transporter activity.